UGUUUCCUGUCUAAUGUGCUAUGAGAAACAGGCCACUACUUUACUUUAUCACAAUAAUUGAAGCUGCACUGCACAGUGACAUUUGUGUAACGUGUUUUGUGACAAUUUCCUUUAGUUCUCCACAAACCCAAUGGGAAGCAAAGAAGAAAGGGCAAAGGAAUUCCUCAGUAAUUCAGCUUUCGCAAGAAAUGCAGUCCUCCUCUUUAACAAAGCCAAUGAUAUAGUCAGUGCCCAGGAACAGGGAGACUUACGGAGUGAUGCCAAGCUGAUACUGGAAGAGAUGCUACACAGCAUCCUGUUCUUAGGUAACAUCCAUAAUACAGUCUACUGCCCAGAAUACAUCUUUCCACAUGUCCAGAAGUUAGACAAAAUCAAAGAAGAUUUCCCAAGGCCAUUUGAUCUUUUCCAAACUCACGUGGCUCAGCGAACACCUUUCUCCUACUUUCUGCAACUGCUCACAGUGUGUUACAGCCAAGGACAUGAAACACGAAUGAUGGAAAUUCUGUCUGAAAUAUUAGGUGAUUGUAAAAAAAAAGGUGACAGAUACCCACUGAUUUCCAGUGUCAUAUGUAUCUGUGAGUAUAAUAAACACAGAUACUAUGGCGUGUCUCUGUCCUGUGAGAGUGGCAGAGAGAGAGAAAUCAUGACUUCUGUGUCUUGUCUCAAAGUGUGGCAUCGCAAAAUCUCCUUUGCUGUGAUGUCCAUGUUUCCGCAAGACACUGGAACACCACACACAAUACAACUCCCAGCUACAGUGAGGUGUGUAGCGUUUGAUGUGAAGGACAUGAGCCAGGUGAAACCACCCUGCGAACGCUGCAAUCAGCUCUAUUCGCUUCCUGGACACACAGACGGUCUAAAUGAACCUGGUAACUGUGCUGAGACUGAAGCCAUCAGUAAUCUCCUGCAAGACCAAGAAGGUGUGUCUGAGCAGACCACCAUCACUGGAGGGGUUUCUAGUGACCAGGAGAUUAAAGAAAGGAUGACAGCUUUUUUUAAUCAACACAUGAAUGAUAAUUAUAAUAUCCUGAGGGUCUAUGAUUAGUGUCUAUCUGAAGGAUCCUGAAGCUCUGAGAUUCUGUAGAGUUGAAUCUGAAUCUGUUUGA
Molecule: messenger RNA, 1103 nt
Organism: Tachysurus vachellii
Lineage: Eukaryota; Metazoa; Chordata; Actinopteri; Siluriformes; Bagridae
Exons: 4
Coding region: 131-1042 (303 amino acids)
Source: RefSeq, a predicted model, not a curated record